AUGUCCAGCUCCCAGUUCGCCGCUCAGCAGGAUAUUGCGUCUGCGCCUCCAGAAACCAAUGCUUCAAUCCCGCCACGAAAGAGGAGGAAACGUGCGCCUGCUGCUGGAGCAGCUGCGGACUGUUUCACCUGCACAAGUCGCAGUGUUGAUUGCGACCGUCGGAGACCCUACUGCUCCAGAUGCUUGGAUGAUGGGAAAGACUGCGCUGGCUACAAGACUCAAUUGACCUGGGGGAAUGGAGUGGCAAGCAGGGGCAAGCUGCGUGGCCUUUCACUGCCCAUUGCUGGCACACAGAAGCUUUCGUCGCCCAGUUCACCACCGAGGCCAAAGAGGACACCGGUGCCGCCGCCGCCACCCCCGCCGCGUCCACCACAGCUGCAUCACAUUCUCAAUGCUGCUCCAGAAGUCCUAUCCGCAUCCACUCCGGCUGUGCGAUCCCCAGAAUCUUCUACCACCGGCAAUGCGCCCUUCCACUUUGGUCCACCCCAUCCUCCAAUUCCACCCUCUUAUGCCGCGACUCCGAAUUCGUGGAGCCCCCAACCAGAACUCCCCGGUAUCAAAACAGCGCUGGGAGUGUGUCUGUAUCCAGCUCCUUCAUGGGCUGCCCAUGAGGUACCUACCGGUGCUGGUCUCAGGCGGCCCAGUGCUGCAUACAGCGGGAGCGACCGAGUGUCCCCCAUGUCUCACUCUCCUCGUUCUCCCGAUUCGGCAUACUUUGGACGAAUCUUGAACCAUAACCCGCCUGGUAUAACAGCGACUUUGCCUACGUAUCCUGAGUCCCCUCAAGUUACCCCCUCAUUUGGUGGGUCAUAUCCCGAUCACGGGCAGUUUCCCAUUUACCAGAGACAGGACGAGUCCGCCCGGGUCCUUCUACCCCAAGAAGUGGAACUAGCCCCCGCCCAACUCGUCGACGAAGCUGCUAAUGAAGAGGUCGAGGAAGUUCUUCGAAAUCCAUACGAAAACGAAUGUGCCAUUGUUGAAGAUGAGUCCAUAGUAGGCUUUUCCCGGUGGUCGCUCCACGACUACAGCCUUUUGCUCUCGCCUUUUGCAGGUGUAACAGCUAUCGGAGCAACGCCACGGAUGCAAUACCUCAUACAAUAUUAUACUGAGGUCAUCUCGCCCGUAAUUGUUGCGUUCGAUGGUCCUUCAAAUCCGUAUCGGACACAAAUUCUGCGGCUAGCUGGAAGGAGCGAAACUCUCCAGCAUGCGAUCGCCGCAUUGGCGGCGAGUAACCUGAGACAACGGCGCGAAACAGGGCUAUCUACGGGCAAAACUGAUCCGGCGAGGCGGUCCUCUAUGGCACAUCUCACCCUCACGAAGGAACAGUGGCAUGAAACGGGCUUGUUGACUCCGCAGGAGCAAGCACGUGAGGAAUCAAUGCAUAAAGGGAUUGCCAUUCAAUCCCUAAACAUGCAGCUUGCCAAUCCCAUUCAACGAAUGGACGAUUCGAUUCUGGCCACACUACUUAUCUUGUGUCUGUUCCAUAUCUGCGACUCAGGGGUUGCUAAGUUCCGGACACAGUUCGCUGGAGUCAAGAAACUCCUCUCGCUGCGCAAGAAUGAUCCAGGCUUGAAUACGAAGGAGGCGAAAUGGUUUACACGGAUGUUUACCUGGUUUGAUGCAAUGACUGCUACAGUCAACGAUCGUGAGGGGCAGCUUCAGGGCUACCAUUUGGACGUGUCCGCCGUUUCCGAUGAGGAAUGGGCAUUGGAGAAUCUUGCGGGUUGUGAUGGGCACUUGUUCAAGAUCAUCGCCAAAUUAGGCAGGCUAAAUGUGUUGAGCCAAGGUAAAUCUGUCGAAGAGUAUCCUACCAUUGUUUCUCGACCACCGCCAACGAUCCCAUCCGCACUGAAUUUUGACUAUAGCAAAUUUGAUGGCAAUGGAUGGAUGCGGAUCACGGAGGACGAGGAAUUGUUCUCCAGCAAAGUAUCCCAACCCGACGUGAAGACGCAGUUCUGGCGAGAAUGGAGGGAAAUUCGACAGUCAUUGUUGGCUUGGCAGCUGGAUACUACCAUCUUCGACUACCCGAACCCUAGAGCGCCCUAUUUGACCGGCGAGCAGCACGUGGAUCUCGGCAAUAUAUCUGAGUCCUUCAGGUAUUCUGCACUGCUAUACACGGAACGCCUAGCCCAUCCACAAGCUCCCAGUACGGACUCAGCCAUACGCGAUUUGGUCCAAGUAUGCCUCAAGUACAUCAAAGCCGUCAAGUCGGACGUAUAUCUUCUCUGGCCGUUGUUCAUCACAGGUAGCGAGUGCGUGGAUGACCUUGAUCGUGAGGUGAUUCGCCAACGGUGUCUGGAUAUUCAAAAAGACAGUGGGUUUCUCAACAACAAGAGCUGUUUGGAGCUUUUGGAAAAGGUGUGGCGCAAUUACGAUGAUAAGAAGAAACGACAUGUGGCUGACAGUGAGCGCGGGAAUUCCGAGAGAGAUGUGGAUGACGAAACUGGCUUCAGGUUCACGACUAUCAUGAAAAUGGAGAACAACCAGGGCGAGUAUAUUGUCGUCUGA
Molecule: messenger RNA, 2508 nt
Organism: Cladophialophora psammophila CBS 110553
Lineage: Eukaryota; Fungi; Ascomycota; Eurotiomycetes; Chaetothyriales; Herpotrichiellaceae
Exons: 1
Coding region: 1-2508 (835 amino acids)
Biological process (GO): positive regulation of transcription by RNA polymerase II
Cellular component (GO): nucleus
Molecular function (GO): DNA-binding transcription factor activity, RNA polymerase II-specific; transcription cis-regulatory region binding; zinc ion binding
Source: RefSeq, a predicted model, not a curated record